Molecule: messenger RNA, 372 nt
Organism: Nematolebias whitei (Rio pearlfish)
Lineage: Eukaryota; Metazoa; Chordata; Actinopteri; Cyprinodontiformes; Rivulidae
Product: urocortin-3-like
Exons: 1
Coding region: 1-372 (123 amino acids)
Biological process (GO): hormone-mediated signaling pathway; digestion; cellular response to nutrient levels
Cellular component (GO): extracellular region
Molecular function (GO): hormone activity; corticotropin-releasing hormone receptor 2 binding
Source: RefSeq, a predicted model, not a curated record
AUGAGAAGUGUGUGUUUCUGCCUGGCUCUGCUGCUGCCUUGGUGUGUCCAGAGCCAGAGGAGCCGCCCGGCCCUCACCCAGCUGGAUGAGGACACGCAGAGGGACGUGCUGGCUGUCGACAUCUUGAACCGCAGCGGCGUGUUGAACUCUCUUCUCCGCUCAGAGCACCACCUGGUGCUCAGGCGAGCACGACCGCAACGCCCGGCUUCCCAGGUGCCCAAACGGGCUCAGCAGGGGUCCCGCUUUGCCCUAUCCCUUGACGUCCCCACCAGCAUCCUCAGUGUCCUCAUAGACCUUGCCAAGAACCAGGACAUGAGGACCAAAGCAGCUGCCAAUGCAGAGCUGAUGGCACGAAUAGGCAAAAGGAAAUGA